Molecule: messenger RNA, 5224 nt
Organism: Rhopilema esculentum
Lineage: Eukaryota; Metazoa; Cnidaria; Scyphozoa; Rhizostomeae; Rhizostomatidae
Source: RefSeq, a predicted model, not a curated record
AAAUGGAAAAGAUAACGCCCAUUUCUGGGACCAUAACCGUUAUCUUAAAAACGUAUAAAUUUCAUUAGUGAAUGCAAAUCUUUCAAGGCAAGAGUUUUGCUAAGGACACCUGUUCAGUAUGGAUUUAGCAAAGGUGGUUGUUAUCAUAUUUGCAAUUUCUAUUCUGUGCAUUACCAUUAUAUUCUCUGGAUUAUCAAAUGUUGGACGCGUUAGAAACAUCCAAACGAACAAAAACCUGUUUCCUGAUGGAUUUGCAAAUAAUAAUCAACAGGCACUUAUAGAGCCAGUUGAUGGAAUAUAUGCAACUUGGAUCGCAGUUUACAUCUAUCAGGCUAUUUGGAUUUUUUAUGCUGCCUCGUUGACUCUCAAGUGCGAUUCGCCUGAAAUAAUCAACAAAAAGGUAUACGCAACAUACCUUUUUGCCUUGACUUGCAACAUCGUCUGGAUGUUCAUCUGGUGUCGAAGAAUUUUUUCACUUGGAUUUGUAUUUUACAUUCUACAAGCAGUUUCUCUAGACAUCUGUCUGUAUUUUGCUACAAGUGCUUGCCUUCAGUACCUGGAGAAUUUUCCACAAGCAAGACAAAGUCCAGUUGUCAGUCAUUUAUGGGCAUUUCGACUUCUUGUUAUAAACGGCAUUUCCUUCUUUACUGGUUGGGUUUCAAUCACUGGAUUAGUAGAUUUGGUAGUGGUGCUUCAGUUGGACUUAGAUGUCCCUGCAAUUCCAGCUUCCAAAGUGGGUUUAUCCUUGAUGGCCAUCGGUAUGAUUACUUGGGCAGUGAUUCAAAAUUCUGUUUGCAAAGAGCAAACUCGCUUUAUGUUUGCUGAAUAUAUCCCCAUCAUGGUUGUUCUGGGUGGAAUGAUAGCAAAGGAAUGGAACCAUGAACACGAAGUUAUCAGGUCUUUUGCAUUGGCUCUUUUCGUUAUUUCGUUGAUGCUGUGCCUCUUCAGGCUUGGAAUGAUUAUCACCCAAGAAGCUAAAAGAAAGGCGCUUCAGUUUGGUAACCAAGAGGCAGGCGAAAAUGUAAAACUUAUAUAACGCAAACAUACAAGCUACACAUGCACAUUUCUAUUGAGUGAGAGCCCCUCAUUAAUUUCUACGUAUUUUUUGAUAAACUUUAUAUUGAUAUUUACAGUUUUCUCGAAUUUCAACCCUAAAUUCAAUCAUAUUGGCAAAUUUUGUAACUGCUUCUUUUUCUUUAGAUGAUUCAGUGCUACUCUUGCCAAUGAUACAUAUCUAUACGCAACCCUAAACGUAUUCAAACGACAGUAUUUAAAAACAUAUCACAGCAAUUCUCGCAAUAAAUUUAUCUCUUCAAAGAACAGGUAUCCCUGUUACAUUAAUUUAAACUCAAACUCAGACUUAUUUCCAUUCAGCAGCCUUUACGGUUUACAGAAAUACAGUUUAAUUGAAAUUUAUUGAAAUUUGUAAAUGAAACAAUAAAUCACAUGAAACUGAAUGAGAGCUUUUUGGUAAUCUUUUCCACAAAUAAUCUUAUGAUCAAUUUAUUGAAUGUAUUUCAAAGCCAUCAUCAUUACCUAACAACAACAAUAGAACUGAUAGAUGAAUAUAACAAAUGGGCCAAUGGAUAUGCAAAGUCAAUUUGAGAAAUAAAGGUAUCUAAAAUAAUAGAAAAGACUAGGUGCAAAAUGCUAAAGCAAAAAACUAUUUGUUUAACUAUCAAGAUCAGAAACAUGCUUGACUUGUAUCUGGUCAUUUUAUUUAAACAAGUACUUUCCACUACAUAAAGCUCUGUGAGUCAGUUGACUUUAAUUCUGUUUCAAAACAGUUUUAUUGCAUGUGAUAAUCAACCAAAAAACUAAAAAGAAAUGAAAGAAAGUUUUGGCAUUCUCUAUCUAUUAAUCACAACCUUAUUGUUCUUAUCAUAAAAUGUUUUUAAAGGGCUUAACAGUUUCUGAAUAUGCUGCUAAAUGUCUAGAAAAUUUAAACUAAAAUUCAGCUAGCUCGGCAAAUUACACUGCUAUCUUCCCCAUCCAUCCAUCUCCAGUGAAAAGCACUACAUCUUGAAACAAUUGCUUACUGAAAAAGCUGAGAGUUUGGUUUGGUUGCAUCAAAGUCCGCUGAGUAUCACUUUUUCCCUAGCCUAAAAUUGAAAAGAUUGAAAAAAAUAAAAAAUACCAGUUUGUUAACCUUUUGGGGGUUUCCGUACAUUGUUGUUGUAGUUGUCUUCAGGUCGUUUGACCCCUGGUGAUGUUAUGAACCUGACGUCUCCAUUCAGCUCUAUUUUUAGUUUCUUUGUUGAGCUGAUAAACAUUUCUUGUUGUCAUCGUCUUAAUGUUGUCAAACCACUUUGUUGCAGGUCUUCCUUUACCUCUUUUCCCUUCAAUUUUUCCUUGCAUUAUCAGUUUUUCUAAACUGUUGUCUGCUCUAUUUAUGUGGCCAUAAUAGGUUAAUUGCCUCUUUCUGAUGGUGUUGAAUAAUGAUCUUUCUGUUUUUAUAUUUGGCCUAGUACCCAUUCAUUCCUUUUUCUAGAUGUCCACGGCACCCUUAGGAGUCUUCUCCAUACCCAAAGUUCAAAGGCUUCAAUCUUUUUCAUUUCUGCUUUUCUUAUUACCCAUGUCUCACUUCCAUAUGUAACAACAGGAAAUACUAAUGCUUCAAUUAUUCUUAUCUUGGUAUUUAGUGUGAUGUUUUUGUCUUUCAUUAUUGUUGUCAAAUUGGUCAUAGCCUUCCUACCCAGCAUUAGCCUCCUUCUAAUUUCUUUUGUGUGAUCAGAGGUUCUGGUUAAUGUACAGCCAGGAACAUUUAAUUCCUGUACUACCUCGAUGGAUUCCCCAUCGACUUCAAAGUUGGUAUUUUCUGCCGUCGUCAUUACUUUUAUUUUUUUUAAAUUUAGUAGUAGCCCUUUUUCCUUGCUUGCUUUUUUAACAUUUCUGAUAAGUUCUUCCAGAUCUUCUUUGGUUUCGGCAAUCAGGGUCGUGUCAUCUGCAUACCUUAAGUUAUUAAUGAGUCUACCAUUUACUUUAAUUCGAUGUUGUUUUCAUAUAGUCCUGCAUUUCUCAUAAUAAUUUCACUAUAUAAAUUAAAAAGGUAUGGAGAUAGAAAACAGCCUUGUCUCACUCCUUUGCUGAUUUCAAACCAAUCUGUUGGCCCAUACAUUGUUCGUACAUGCGCUUCUUGUUUAUGGUAAAGAUUCUUAAUCAAGAUUAUUAGAUGUUCUGGAAUUCCCAUCUUUCUCAUCACAAUCUACAUAGUUUUAUAGUUCACACAGUCGAAUGCUUUGCUGUAAUCAAUGAAACAAAAAUACAUUUCUUUCUUUACUUCGCGUACCUUUUCCAAUAUCCAUCUGAAGUUUUGCAAUUUGGUCUCUAGUUCCCCUUCCUUUAGUAAAUCCAGCUUGCUCAAUUGAUAUUUCUCUGUCAAUAUACGGUGUUAGUCUUUUCUGGAUUAUUUUCAGAAGUAUUUUGCUCAUGUGAACAAUUAAGGAUAUUUUUCGAUUAUUUGAACAUUCUCUAAUAUCGCCUUUCUUUGGCAGCGACAAGAAGACAGAUCUUUUCCAAUCUACUGGCCAGUCAGAAGUUUUCCAGAUUAGCUGACACAGCUUGCAUAUGAUGUUGAGUGUUUCUUUGCCAGUAUUUUUUACCAGUUCAAUGGGGAUGUUGUCAAUACCUGGAGCUUUAUUAUACGCAAGUUCUUUAAUGGCAUGUUCUAUUUCUGCUAGAGUUGGUUCCGGUUCUUCUGUAAAUUCUUCUUCUGUGAAAUCAUUUUCACAGAAUAAUCAAAACAAAUUCCGUACAUUAGAAUUUCAUAAAUCCAUCACUACAAACUGUUAAAGAGAACGGUCUCCGCAUUCAGGGAUAAAUUAUUUCAAAAUUUCGCUGAUUAUCACUUUUUCCUUGGCCUAAAACCGAAAAGUUUGAACCAAUCAAAAAUACCAGUUUGUUCACCUUUUGGGGGUUUCCGUACUUCUUUAAGUUGUCAGUUGAAAGUCUGCUCCAAAAAUUCUUAUUAUCUCUUUAGUUAAUAACAGUUUAUUUUGAGAAUUGAAACAGGUUGUGUCCUUAGACAGGGUAGUGAUAAAAGCGUGGGGAAUUCUGGUCACUCAACCAAUCAAAAACUUGCUUUCCUUGUCACGAAACUUCAAGUUCUUCUCAAUAUCAGUAAUGUCAUUCGACACAUUGGGAGGACAAUGCCAAGAAGCCUGGCUUUAGUUCCUUACACAGUGGCUUUAAGGUUGACUUUGGAACCUUGGUAUAAAUAAUAUGAACAACAUCUCCAUCAACUGAUCACAUCUUAAAAGUGAAAAACGAUCAAUACUCACAAAUAAAAUGUUGAAAUUGUUUACAUAGAUGCAUACAUACAUACAUUUGCAUAAUUAUCACUGGUCGGUGUUAUAAUGCAAGAAGAAUCGCUAAUUGCUUUGAUCAGUUGUGGCGGUAUGAUAUAGAUUUAUUUGUUAGAAGAAUUUGCUACUCAGCUAUUUGAUGUUGAAAGUUUUCGUUGUGACACUUCAUUGGUUCUGACCUAAACAGAGUUUAAAGGGGCUGUGGGCCAAUCUUGCUCAUUUUACAGCGGUUGAUGGGAUCUACUGCAGCAAUCAAAGUAUAAUUGGCUUGGCAAGCAAUCGAUUUGCUUUGAGUAGACAUUUAAUUUUGCAUGGUAGAAGAGAGCUAUUUACUAAUUUGUCUUGAAUGUAAUGUAAAGAAUGAUUUUUUGGGACAAGAUCUGGUGUAUUCGAUAACGAAAAGCAUGACUUUCUGAGUAGCGAUAAGAAAUUGAAACCAAAAAGUAAAAUAGCAGUAGGCCUAGGCCUAUGCCUUGUACGUUUCAUAAAUUAUUUUCUUCGUGAUAGCGAUUGUUUGUUGUUUGAGUUGUUGUUUGAAAUUAGAAAUUCUGAUGUUUAAAAAUGAUUUUUCAACGUUCAUCAACACAAUAGAAAAGAGUUAUCAACAACAAGCGUGUGUUUUAAUAAAAAUCAAUCUUCAAGUUUUUGGAGUGUUUCUAUUUUCGUGCCAGGAGACAAUUAUCUAGUCGUCAUGAUAUAUUCAAGCCUUUCAAGCAUCAUUGUGAAAUGAUCUUACAAAAUAGAAAGAAACUUUGAAUUUUCACUCAUUUCUUUUUGCUACUUGAAUGCGUGAACUGCCCCGGCAAACUACUGUUCACGCUGUUGUUCAAUUUAGUCAUAUGAAUGACGCGUAAUCCUUUGCAUAAUUCUAGGAAACGCUCAUACGCGAUUUUGCUCUCGGUUACACAGACCCACUACUU